AUGGAAAUCAGAGAUUCGCCUGGUGAAUCAAUCAUUGGAAUCAGGAGAAAUGUACAGAGGUCGCAAAUACUCUCAACCUCUUCGGAAGAUGCAAGCAAUGACAGCGAACCGCUAGCUAUUGAGCUGGACGAAAGUACCACGGAAGAAGAAUAUUUCGACUCGGAUAUAGAGGAAGGUGACCUUGAUGACGGAUGGCAGGAAAUAAUCGAAGGAGGUGCUGCCACGAAUGUAUGUUGGGAAGAAGAAGAGCUGUUAAUUGAUGACAUGAACAGCGACGACCCUGUUUUCUUGUAUAAAUUAUUCGUCACAGGCUACAUAUUAUUAGUGAUCGUUGCGGAAACGAAUAAAUAUGCUACCGAAUGCAUGAACCACUCUGCAAUUCGCAGCAGAAGACAACAACAGGCCUGGCAGCCUUUUACAAAAGAAGAAAUGAACACCUUUAUUGGUACCCUGCUUAUCAUGGGUGUACUGCGGCUACCUGAAAUUAGAUUAUAUUUGUUGCAAACAGACGUGUAUUCGAACACACGUAUAAAAAGGGCGAUGGAAGGCGAUCGGUUUAUAUCAAUAUUGAAAUACUCAUAUUUUUUCGAUAAUUCCACCGCUAGAACUGAGAACCGUUUGUAUAAACUGAGAAAUAUUGUUGAUGCAAUUGUCCACACGCUUCAGAAUUCUGUAAAAUCUGUUAAAAAUAUUUUAAUUGACGAAACCAUUUUUCCGUGGAGAGGACGCCACAGUUCUCGGCAAUAUAUUCCAGGCAAGCUGCAUUUGUGUGGCAUAAAAAUUUAUAAACUAUGCCUUCCGGAAGGACACCCACAACAUCAAUAUGUAUGCCGGAAAGAAUGA
Molecule: messenger RNA, 843 nt
Organism: Eufriesea mexicana
Lineage: Eukaryota; Metazoa; Arthropoda; Insecta; Hymenoptera; Apidae
Product: piggyBac transposable element-derived protein 4-like
Exons: 1
Coding region: 1-843 (280 amino acids)
Source: RefSeq, a predicted model, not a curated record